Molecule: messenger RNA, 1559 nt
Organism: Paramecium pentaurelia
Lineage: Eukaryota; Ciliophora; Oligohymenophorea; Peniculida; Parameciidae
Source: the annotation of a GenBank genome assembly
AUGUUAAGAAAGGCUAUUUUGUUAGGAGCAUUUACUACUGGAUGCACAUUCUUUAUGCCCCCACAAUAAAAGAAGGAUCUUCAAGGAUUUACAGCAGGCUUCAUCAAUUCCUUCUCUGCUAUCAAAACAUGUACUAUAACAUCUUAACUUAGUAAUCGAAUCUCUUUAUGAUUAUCAAGUAGAGCUUACCAAAUACGAAUAUAAUACUGAGGAAUAUCAUCAAUAAAGAUCUAUUGUAUGCAUAUUUAUUCUUAUUUGUAGAUUCAUCAAAGAGUUGCUGAUAGGAUUUUAAGAUUAAGUAUUGAAAAUAAAGGUGUUUACUUAAAAGCUGGGCAAUAUAUUGGGAAUUUGGAGAGAGUUAUGCCAAGGUAAAUUAUUGUUAAAUUUUAAGGGAAUUUACAUAAACACUUAGAGUGUUAUAAGAUCAAGGACCUUAGGUGUCUUUUGAAGAUGUCAAAAUUGUAUUAGAGUAUGAAUUUCAGAAACCAAUUCAAGAACUUUUUACAACAUUUUCUCAUAAAGCUAUUGCAGCUGCUUCUUUAGCUUAAGUUCAUUAGGCUACUUAUGAUGGAAAAGAUGUGGCUGUAAAAGUACAAUUUCCCUAAUUAAGGGUUUAAUACAGAUAUGAUUUAAUGAUAAUACACAAUAUUGCUAAAUUAUGUGAUUUUGUAGUAUCAAAUACUAGUACAAGUUAAUUAAACUUUUCUGAUUUAUUUUCUACUUUUCGAAAAGCUUUAGAGAAAGAGUUAGACUUUACUUUAGAAGUUUAAAAUGCUGAAAUAACUAGAAAUAACUUUAAAAAUAAUUCUAGAAUUUACAUACCUUAAUUUUAUCAAUAUUCCUAAAGAGUUAUUAUUAUGGAAUUCAUUGAUGGUGUGAAAAUUAAUGAUGUAAAUAAAUUAAAAAAUCCAAGGGAAUGUGCUAAUAUUUUAAUUGAUAUGUUUGGAUAAAUGAUAUUCAAACAUGGUCAUGUCCAUUGUGAUGCACAUCCAGGGAAUAUUUUAAUAAGAGAAUAAAAUGGAAAAUAAUAAUUAGUAUUAUUAGAUCAUGGAUUUUACACAGAUAUUGAUUAAGAAAUGUUAUAAAAUUUUAGAUGUUUAUGGAAUAAUAUAGCUAAAUUUAAUUAUAAAUAAGUGGAAUAAUAUGCUCUUAAAUUGGGUAUCAAAAAAGAUCAUAUUGAAUUUUUACCUUUAAUCUUUUUUUAUAGAACAAUAUCAUCAAAAAAGAAGUUGGGUGAUGCAUUCAGUAUUGAAGAGAGAUAAUAUUUAAGAAAUAAAGAUUUAGUAACAUUAGAAAAUAUAAAUGCCUUAUUAAGAUCAAUGCCCCCUGAAAUUAUGUUUAUUAUAAGAGCAGCCAACUUAGUAGGAAUUCAUAAUGCUUUACUUGGAGGUAUUACUUUAGAUAAUAUUAAUUUAGGUACUACAAGAGACAGACUUUUAAAAUUUACAGAAUAUUCUGUUAAAAAUUCAGAAAAGAGUGUUUGGAAAUAAAAAUUUGAAUGGAUAAAAUUAAAAAUAGCUUUAUUUUUAUUUGAAUUUUUUGGUUUAAUUCCUAAAUGA